Monosiga brevicollis MX1 is the source of this 606-nucleotide messenger RNA. RefSeq lists its product as uncharacterized. The transcript has a single exon. The record is from RefSeq and is a predicted model, not a curated record. Bases 1 to 606 code for a protein of 201 amino acids. Lineage: Eukaryota; Choanoflagellata; Craspedida; Salpingoecidae.
AUGGGUGGUAAGGACGGUUUGCGCCGGUCAAUCGGAUCGCCACGCCCAACGUACCUGCCAAAUCUAUUGGCUCGGCCGAUCGAGCCCCCGUGUAUUUCUUUCUUCUGCGCACCAACCACACCCAUCGAGAGUGUAAUUCGUCUCAGUCUCUCUCUUUUUAUGUAUCUCUCAAACUCUCUCUUUCUCUCAAACUCUCUCUUUCUCUCAAACUCUCUCUCUCAAACUCUCUCUCAAACUCUCUCUCUCUCAAACUCUCUCUCUCAAUCUCUCUCUCUCAAACUCUCUCUCUCUCAAACUCUCUCUCUCAAACUCUCUCUCUCAAACUCUCGCUCUCUAACUCUCUCUCUCAAACUCUCUUUCUCUCAAACUCUCUCUCUCAAACCCUCUCUCUCAAACCCUCUCUCUCUCUCUUUCUCACGCCAAUUCAUCUCGCCGUCAAGCUUGUGUACGAACAACGUGUACUGCCCCUCUGCCAGCCAUGACAGCUCGCCUCUUACACCACAAAAAUGGGGCACAACAUGUACUGCCCCUUUGCCAGCCAUGCCAUUCCAAGCCCGUUGGCUAACUUGCCUGGUCAUACCAAUCUUAUUCCCCGCCCAAACGUGA